GUGUUGCCUUGCUGCGCGUGCACGCCCACGUGUGCACGUACACCUCGAAACAUCGAAUUAUGCCAAAAAGAUCCAGCAAUGCAGAUUUACCACUCGGCUGGGAAGUUAAUACCGACUACGAUGGCAAGAUUUACUUCAUCGAUCAUAUCAACAAGAAAACGACGUGGAUUGAUCCCCGCGACAAGCACACGAAACCGGAAACGUUCGCUGACUGCAUUGGCAACGAAUUACCGUUCGGAUGGGAGGAGAGCUACGAUCCACAGAUCGGUACCUACUACAUCAACCACAACACACAGUCGACGCAGCUCGAAGAUCCGCGCCUGCAGUGGAAGAGCAAGCAGGAUGAGAUGCUGCGGGAGUACCUCUGUUCGGCACAGGACACGCUGGAGGCAAAGAAAGAGAUCCUGAACGUGAAGACACAGCGGCUGCAUUUGGCGCAGGAGGAAUAUAACCACCUGAAUGCUCUCGCGGCGAGCCGUACUAGCAUCUGCUCAUCGACAAGCUCGUGCACCAAGUUUGACCCGGAGCUGCUGCGAGCCGAUCUGGCUAUUGCGAAGGAGCGUGUCUUUCGGCUGAAAAAAGAACUAUCUCGAAUACAGAAGGAGAUGCGCAGCACACAAAAGGGUGUGGAUACGCUGGCAAGCGUGGAGCAGAAGCUGAACUCGCACGUAAACGGUUGCUACAACAUCAGCGAGGCGCAGGCCAUCAUGGAGGAGGUGAAGAAAAUUCAAAAGUCACUGAUCACCGGCGAGCGUGAAAAGAAGGAGCUGAUGAAGAGCCUGGCGCAGGUCAAGGACGAUUUGACGCGUUUGCAGCUACGCCAGGAGAGUCCGGAUGCGUCCACCUUCAACCUGGCGCAGGACCGUAUCUGCGCUGCGUCGCAAACCGACCUGUCGUGCGACAACUUUCCGAUGGGGGCACGCGAAAUGGCGAAGAUGCGCCAGCGGUACGAUGAGUGGCGACGCCGUGUGAAGGAGAUCCAGGAGAAGCUGGCGGCGCUCGAGGAAAAGAUACGACCGGGCGAGCUCGAGUCGGACCAGGACCGCUUGUUACUGUUCCAGGAGAAGAAGCAAUUGCUGCUCGAAUACCGAAGCAUCACACCCAAAUCGCGCUCGCAGUCGGAGAUGAAGCGCAUCCAGAGCGUGUGCCGGCAGCUCGAGUCGGAUCUGAACAUGGCGUACGAAGAGUCCAACCAGUGCAUCGCUAACCGUCUAAAGCUGCACGAGGAGAAGCAAGCUCUGUUGCAGCAGCUACUCGAAGCACUCAAGGAGUUUACGCACCUUGAGAACCAGCUGAAAUCGUUGUCGGCCAGCACACUCUCGAUCAGCAGCAGCUCGAGCCUGGGUUCGCUUUCGACGGCCUCGAGCAAGGGAUCGCUGAGUGGGCUCAGCUUUACCGACAUCUACGGCGAUCCGCUGUCGUCCGAACCACAGAUCGACAUGGUCGACAUAAAUCGGCGCGUGCAGCGGCUAUUCCAUCCGAGCUCGGACGUCUCCCUGUCGCCGCGUAGCAGCCUGUCGGCGGAAACACCACCAGCCUCACCAAUGAAGCUAGAUUGUGAAGGUGGUAGUAACGGGGGUGGAGGAGUGGGCGCUAGCGCCCAUGUGUCCGGUCACGUUGCGGCCAUCAGCAAACAGUGUGGCGUGAUCCCGGCACACAGCUAUCUCGGCGGCGGGGUGCCAGAAUACAGUUUCGAUCGGCAGCGGCUCGAAGAGCAGCUGCAGGAUUUAAAGAUUCGCCAGCUCGGCAUGGCGCCCCUAUCGCCGAUCUACGAGAAGCCACCGUACUUGGACAUUGCGCCAACCAUGCUCCUAAGCCGUUCGUCUUCCACCUCGAAUACGCGCUCCGUCUCGACGACGGUGAGCGAUGAGUCGGUGGCCGGCGACUCCGGUGUGUUCGAGGCGUCCCGGGCACUGCUGCCGAACCGAGACUGCGCUCAGGUGCAGAUCGGUAUUCGCUACACGGCCGGCGACAGCACGCUGUGCAUCACCAUCGAGAAGGGCCGUAACCUGACCGCACUCUCGCUGCCCGAGGACUGUCAACUAUUUAUCCGCGCGAUACUGUUGCCGCCGGGUGCGGCCGCGACCGCUGCCUCCCAUUUUAUCCGCACCGACACGGUAACCGAUUUCACGCGACCGCUCUUCAAGACGAUGCUGGUGUUGCAGUUGCCCCUCGAGAAGGUAUACACAAAGUCGCUGCAUGUCAAGGUGAUGGUACAGGUCGGCCAAUGGGAGGACUGGGUUGGCAGUGCGCAGGUUAGUCUGGCUGAGUUCAGCCCGACUGAUGCGUCCAGUAAGUGGUACAACAUUAUCAGCCGGCAGUCGAUGAGCGAGUCCGAGCUGCUCGAUGGACGAGUAAUUGGCGGGAUGAUCAAAGAGGAAUCGUCCGACGAGUCAACCAUCAUCUCUUCGUCACAAACAUCGACCUUAACGCGCAACCAAGGCCAGGACGAGUUGCAGGCCGUCCUGGAGCUCACGUAUGACGAGCUGUUGCGAGAUGAAGAGGCAAACGAAGAGGACGAUGAAGAAGAAGGGGACGAAGAGGACGACGAGGACUGCGAUGAAGUGAUCUACGGAGAAGACGAUGAAGGUAGUGAACUGAGAGAUGCAGGUAGUAUUGAGUGUAGGAGAGCAAUGUUUCUCGAUACCUCAACCAACGGAGUCAAAGAGAACGAAGAGAGCGAACCAAUACAAGAUGCAGGCGAUAGUGUUGGUGGACCAAGCGUAGAAGCUACUGACCGAAUGAUACAGGAAUACAUGAAUAGCGUGAAGGAGGCUGGGAAAGGUGGCAGCCGUCGUGCGGAGGAGCAAGAUGAAGUGGUAGUAUUGGAGGAAGCGAUGACGGCCAUCGAGCUGGCCGACAAGGAAACGAACACUGAGUGUGCCUUUCUGCCGGAACGAAACCGGCGACGGUUUAACGAUCCGGCUUAUCGCGCCUCAACCACCACCAUCGAAGAGGGUUCGGUUGUCGAUGAUCGGUUGGUGAAACGAUCGCAAACUUUUUCACCAAGUGCCGUAGCUAGUAAAACCAGAUACAUCUGCCGGUUGAACCGGAGCGACUCGGACUCCGCCAUGCACUUCAACAACCCAGUGACGCCGCACCCUUUCAAGCGAGGUUCGGUUGAACGGCGUUCUUUGCGCUACCACAACCGCGUCUCGAAAAUCUACCACAAAAUGCAUCCGGCUGUACCGCGUACCAGUCUCGACCUGGAGCUCGAUCUGAAAGCACAGCAAACGAAACUGGAGACGCUGACAGACGAGAUCAGUCGAUUGCGCGAGCUGAAGUACCGGCUAGAGCAAGCGCGUGACAAUAACGACGUGAAAGUUGCUGCCUGGGCACUUGAAAACGAGGACUUUCUACGGCUGGUUAAGAAUGUAAACGCGGUAACACCCGAGGAGCGACAGCUCGCCAAGUUGCUGAUGAAAACCUCGAAAGAAAUCUACAAGUUGCGCAAGACGAAAGUCGGCAAGGGAAAACUCGAUUCGAUAUCGUUUAAGGAAAAGAUGGCAUUCUUCACACGACGCGGUGUAUCCGUUCCAGAGUUGCCUACGGAGAUCUUCCACCAAAACGGGGAAGUGCAUGGCGUGGAGACGAUGAGCACCGGUGUAGGGUGCGGCGGCGAAACAAAGCCUGGUAGUAGCAAACCAUUGUUAGGAACUUCGGCCCCUCCAACGCCCCGACAACGGGAAUGCUUGCCCACGGAUACGGACCGUGCUGGUGGUGGCGGCGGGUCAGACGAGUCUGAAGGAGAUCGGACAUACGGCGUACAAGUUUGAGUGUGACCAGCGGAUGGCCGAAUAGGCAAAUCGUGCUCCCUCUUUCCUUGUAUGCACCUCCUGCCACAUUUGACACCUUACUCCUACGCAAAACUGUUGAACUCUUGAAAAUGACCAAAGGUUUUGCAUGCAUUUAAUUGUUAAGCUUAAUUACGUUGUUUUAUUGUUUUUUUAUUUUGUUUUUAUUAACACAAUCGCUGUAAUCACCACUUUUGUGUGUUUCUUGGCGUAAUUCCAUGUGCAUUCUUCUACCGCCUUCCCCGAACCCUGCUGUCUCUGGCCACCCCUGUCACCUUAAUGACCACCUAGUAAAAAUGACCAAAAUGUAAAUUAAUCAUAUCGUAUACAUUAGCCAAUCAAAUGGGCCUUGGCAGUGAGAUUAAGUUGAAGUUGAAAAAUCACGAAAAAUCAAUGCGAAACAGGGAGCUGAGGAGUGCUUACGCAAAGCAUAGAAUAUAAUGAAUUAUGUGAAUACGGCUUGCCCUGCCCCUUUGUUUUAAACAAAUCAACAACAAAACAAAAAAAUCGAAAUUGAGUUCGACUUCAAUACAAUAAUAAUUGUCACGAAUUAAAAGAAAUCAAGACGCGACGGCUUAUGGCGUUUUGCGCAGGGACAUUACAAUUAGUUUUACAUGAUCACGUUUCGUAUGCGUAUGUGUUCAUUCCGUUGGUUCGUGUGUCUACGUGAUCGAAGGUGAUGAAAGUCCAACAGUUAGAAGCUAGGUGCUCAUCAAUUCGGUUUGCGAGCAAUACACAAUCAAAAAGAGUUAGAUUCACUAAAUGUACCCAAAUCAUGCGAUUUUAAAUUGAAAUUUAAGUUCAAGUCAGAGCGCUCGUUGAACACUCGGAACGUUACAGCGAGAUUCUGCUGGACCUCGGAAUAGUGUGUAGUUGCCAACACAAUGUAACGCCUAACAAGAAAAGGUCGGUGGUGAAUAAUGUUAAAGAUAAUAACUCGAUGUUUUAUAGCAGAUCAAAACAGAAGAGAAAAUAAAAACAGUAAGUAGAAUGUGCAUUAAAGAGAAAGAGGAGGAGAGUAUUAAAUGACAGCCAUGCAGCAUGUAAGAUGCUGCGACAACCAUAAGCAAGUGCGUUAUGCGAUACGUGAAAAGAUGGCCCAAAGAAACAAGGCAUGACACAAGUGGAGGAAGAUAAAGACGACAAGACCGAAGGUAACAGUCUAGGGAGAAGAAAUACCGAUACAGAACAAACGACGAUGACGACCAGGACACCAACAAGUUGAAUAGAUGGAACGAAGAUGACAAGUAGCCACCGCCCCUCACCCAACAAUACUACAACUUAGACUCAUUCAACCAUAUUCGGUCGACAAAGUCGAGUUGCAAGUGUUCAUCUAACUGUUGGUUUUAAGAGUCAAAUUCAAACGUGCAAUAGCGACAAUUUUCCGACAAAUGUUGUUAUAUAUACUUAUUUUAAUACUUAUUAUAAUAUUUUAAUUUUUAUGACGAUCAUUAUUAAUAUUAGUCAUUAUUAUGAAUAUUAAUAUUAUUAUUAUUAUUACAACGAUUCCUAAUUCGCUUGAAUAUGACGUUUGGUAGUGAGUAUGCGGCGCUAUCGUUGAUGUACCGCUUCUAAUUCCUUCUCCGCACCCUUUUGUUGCUUUUGUUGCACAUAAAUCCCUGCUUUCGUUCGGGUCAUCCCUGCAGGGAGCAAACAGUGGACAGCCACCGCAUUAGCUCUCAAUUUGAUCGCAUCGUAAACAAGCGUCGGUUGUAUUUGAAAAGUGCCUUUCUCUGUGUUGAAGCCACAUUUGAAUCUUAAUGUAAUCUAAUCUAAUCUGAUCAUUAAAUUUAAUCCUAAGCAACGAUAAAACAAAAGCUUUGGGUACAAAUCAGUUGGGACAAGCCUGUCGCAUCAGUGUUUAAAACCGUUAAUAUCUCAUACUAUAUAAGGAGGGGGAGAAGAAGUAACUGAAAGCUGAGGAGAACGAGGAAUGGCCUCGACCAACCAGCCCUUAGUUAAUCAUGUUGGAUUUGUUAAAGCUUUGUUAAACAAAUUGAAAUAGAAAAUAAAAAAGCAACAAAUGCAAACGGAACGACAGAGAAAUCGAAGUGCGAAAACGAAAUGAACAUGUUUAUUGAAGUAAAGGAGGCAAACCGAAACAAUGCAACGGCGCGGAUGCAAACAAACGAACUGUAGAUAGUUUUGGGUACAACUAAACAUAAUCAAGAAAGCAAUAAAAACAAUGAUUAAAACGGAAAUAAACUUGGAAAACUUAUCCGCAAAACCGCGUAUGCUUCGCGUGCAGCAAAACCAGCUAUUUUAGGGUUAAGUAGUGGUAGAUACAAGGGUUGCUGAUAGAGCCGUUGCAACAUAUGUGCCUUAUUGACCGGAAAAGUGGAAGCAAAAGAAAUGACAGUAAAGGAACGAUAAGAGUUCGAAAAUUAGUUGCGUGAAGGCCGGAAAAAACGGUGGAAAAUUGGUUUGUUCUUUUUUUUGCAUUAGCCGAUUCUAGGUUUUGAUUAUGAUUUUAACAGAUUACUAGCGGAGUGUCUGACGAGCGUUGAAUAAAUGUUAGUUAGGAUUUUUUUUAUUCCGAAGCCGCUAAGGAAAGGAGCAAGGAACAAAAAUCCAAAAACCUUUGUUCAAUUUUCUACAAACACAAAGAAGUCCCAAUGGUCUAGGUAUGCGAAAACGCAAGUUAUUACCUAUUUUGCGACAAACCACAAACUAUAAAACUAAUUCAUACACAUUUUGAAUUAAAUUCAUGCAACGGUACUCUGUUCGUUUUCUUGUCUCUAUGUAUGUGUGUUUAUAUAUGUUCAUAUAAAUGCAUAAGUGACUCAA
Anopheles bellator is the source of this 6581-nucleotide messenger RNA. It is a transcript of the gene kibra, whose product is annotated as protein kibra. Gene Ontology annotation, cellular component: cytoplasm. The coding region runs from base 60 to 3776 and encodes 1238 amino acids. Gene Ontology annotation, molecular function: kinase binding; molecular adaptor activity. The transcript has 10 exons. Gene Ontology annotation, biological process: cell migration; negative regulation of organ growth; regulation of DNA-templated transcription. The record is from RefSeq and is a predicted model, not a curated record. NCBI's taxonomy places the organism in Eukaryota, Metazoa, Arthropoda, Insecta, Diptera, Culicidae.